This is a messenger RNA of Bufo bufo (common toad), 4222 nucleotides long. RefSeq names its product dendrin (gene DDN). The transcript has 4 exons. Lineage: Eukaryota; Metazoa; Chordata; Amphibia; Anura; Bufonidae. Bases 32 to 3835 code for a protein of 1267 amino acids. The record is from RefSeq and is a predicted model, not a curated record.
AGCAUGCUAACAUUGAUGCUAGUGUGUACAGAUGUCUGCUGCUGCUCCUGCACUGAGGAUGGACAGUCACAAAUGGAUGGACUUAGAUGGCUCCUGGGUGUACAGUACAAAUCCCAGAAGGCAGCCCGACAAUCUCCUGAAAUAUAGUACUUUACCAGGUAGAAACCAAGAUAAUUACAGAACAGCCGCUGAUAUUUCCAGAAGAUCAGCAGAUGACAGAGGCAAAUAUGGCACUGUACCUGGCAGGUACAUUAACAAAGCACCAAUGAGAGGUCAGUCUCCCUACAGACUGUGGUCGACCACCAGACUGCCACAGGGUGCAGUCUUGCAAGAUUCAACAAACUGGGGUUCCAAUCUGCCACCAAUUCAUAGAGAUUCCACACUAGGGAGAAUGGAUCAAAUUCAAAAUGCUGGUAGAAGAAAUGAUGCACGGGUAAAAGAACAGUUCCGUUAUAAGUGGGACAACAAUAUGGCUAGAACAUAUGGUGCUGAAUAUGAAAGGAAAAGACAAAAGUUGUCUGUAGAUCCAUAUGGACAAAUGGUAAACCAUUCCCCUUCUAAAAAGCGGAGACAAAAAGGGAAGCUGAUACAAAUGGACAGUAUUUAUGGAAAAUGGGAAGCAGAUUAUAUACUAGAAAAAAAAAUGAAAGAGCUAAAGUAUGAUGAGUGGGAACCGUUACAUAAUCUGCCCAAAGCGCUACAAAAUCAGCUCAUAUCACAAUCAAACAAGGUGGGCUAUCCAGAGACUGAAAAAACUAAAUCCAUUCUAACAAAUUCUGGAGAUACAAGUCAGGAAAAAAAAAGUUGGUGGUCUAAGCUUGUAAAAUCUGCAAAAUCAGGAGUAACUAAUUCAGCUGUUUCAGAAACUUCUCAGGACAAAGCACAAAAAAAUAAUGUGGAGCAAAGCUCCUCGUUAAAUCACAAUAAGGAAGUCUUAAAAGAAAAUCGGCCGCAAUUUCGAAAACGAAAAGUUCCCCCACCUUACGUUCCUCCUCCUCCUUAUGAUUACCCACACCUUAUCUUCCCUACGAACAAAGAAAAAGUUAAUCACACUAGAGGAUACAGCCAAAAGCAAAGUACUCAUAUUCUACCUCUACAUGACAUUGAGGACUGUCAUGAAAGUAGAGAAAAGGUGCCAAGGUAUAGUGUGGAGAACACUAGAGCUGCCAAGACAAAUUUAUCAUCAAGUACAAAUAUGCUGGGGAACACUGUAGAAGUAGCGGAAAAACAAAAGACUGACCCAGCUUUGCAGAGCAUAAUACAAGGCAGAAAACUUCCUCGAGCUCAUAGCACAUGGACAGGACCUAACUCUGAUGAGUUUCUUGAUCAUAUAUAUGAGAGUGUAGAAGGCAGAAGUUCCCCUCUUACUCACGAUACACCAAAUUUUCCAAAAAUCAAGUCUGAUCUUGACCUACAGAGUGAUAACAAGAUAUAUGGGACAGUUUCAUUCCCUGCUCAAAGGGACACAUCAGUUCCAUACACACGGCACACAAAUAGCAAAGCACAACAGGACAAAAGUGAAGCAACAAAAAGAAAAAAUAUGACCCCUGCAAAUAAUAGCCGACAUCAAAUGCCACCUUUUGAUACUCGCCCACCAAUUCCUCUGCAUGGAAUAAAACUGCCACGAGAGUUGGGUUUCAGUUAUGCAAGUGGAAAUUUUCUAAAUGCUGAUAAAAGGAACAGAGGAGGCUACAUAAACAUUAAUAAACAAGAUAAUGAACAAGGACAUGAGCAGAGAAGACCAUUAAGGGUUGUAUCAGGCAAAGAAUCAAAGACAAGACCUGCUCCAAAAUCAAAUAACGUUGAGUAUGGGUGGUACAGUCAUACUCUUCCUGUGAAAAAACAAUAUAUGAAACCAUAUAUGCAGGAAGAAACAAAACAUGGUGAUUCCAGAAAGGAAAGAAUAACUUAUCAGGAUACAGAAUUUCCCAGAUGGAGAGAACCUGGAAAUGUCAACACUUUACCGGGGAGAAGCCAUGAUCAUAACCGUUGGAGAGGUCCCAAUGGCCUGAAAUUUAGUAGGAAAUACAAUAUAUCUGAACAUUCUAAUAUACAUCCCAGUGAUCUAGGAAAAAGCCAAGCAAAGGGAACAGUGAAAAUUCAGGCUGCAUUAUCUAAUGAGGAUGAGGGACUUUUUGUCAUUGAUGCAACCUGUGUAGUUGUUAGGGCAGAGUAUAUUUUUCCACCAGUAAUGGAGCAAGUAAAAUUUGUACCUGAUGAGAAAUCUAACGAGGAAUCCUUGCCCAUUCGUAGUCACUCUAAGAGUCUUGUCAAGAAAGAGAGAGCACAUCACACUUCACAUUCAAAGUCUAGUUCGAAUUUACCACUACAACCGUGCUCUCAAAAGAAGCAUUCUAAAAUUGAGCAGUGCAAUCAACUGUUCACAGAGAGACAAGCCUCAACCCUCAAAGAAAGAGCAGUCCGCAUUUUAGGGCUUUCCAUUGGAGAAUUAGAUUAUCUCAAUGAAUCUCAAGAUCAGCAGAAACCCUAUGGAUCCCUGACAGAAGCUGUUAAUGCUGAACAAGGACGCACAUUUAAUGAGCAAGAAUCUGAGGUUUUGAUUAAAAAUGGAAACAGAAAAGGAUUUAAGAUCCAUAAUUAUAAAGAGAUGCCCUGCAUUUUAGAGAAUGUAGAUCAUCUUCCAGCUACAUCAGAAACUGUUAAUGAUAGUUUGCACAUGUCUGUUAAUAGUACUAAAGAGAUUAAAGAACUGGGAUCAGAGCAAAGUGUACUUUCUCCUGACACACAGAACCCAAGUAGCAAAGAAAGCUGUUCAGAACCAUCUGACAUAAUGGUUCAAAAUGAUCAAACUCUAGCAACACCCAAACCCCAAGAAAGUUUUCUGCCUAUAGUAAAAGGUGUUGGAAUCAGUCCAUAUCCAAGUGUAUUUUCUCAUUGUAUGGAACUUGAUACUACCAUGAAGGAAGAGAUACAAGACUGUAAAACAUCAGCAGAGCCAUUGGAUUUACAUGUCACAGAAACGUUAAAACAAGUUGAGGGUAUGUUACUAGAGUCAGUGGAGGAAGAAUGUCUUGUUCAGCGGAAAACAUUAUCGAUGGUCACUAAAAAGAACACAAGUAAAGAUAAUGCUAUAAUAGAAGGGAACUCAGAGGAAGACCACCCAGCAGAAACUCAGUUGAAAGAAAAAAAAUCCAAGCCUACAAAACAUGCAUCAAAUUUUACAAAUCCUCAUUUAUUUCAGGAACCAGACAUAGAACACAAGAAAGUUACUAGUGAAGUUUGCUUGGCCUCUCAAGCAGAUCAUACAUCUUCUAGGAGCCUAAUAAAAGCAUAUUCAAGAAAACCAACUUACUAUGCCAAAGAUCUCAGGGAGGCUGUCUCCCGAAUCAGGCGCCACACAGCCCCAGAUUCUGACACAGAUGAGGAUCUAGAGAAGUCUUCAUUUGACUCAGUAGAGCAGGUUUCAGACGAAUAUGUGACUUCAUGUAGCUCAGACACCUCAGACUCUGAAGUGACAGUAAUACUGUGUGAAGAUGAAAAGGAUGAAGACACAUUACCCAUCACAGAAGAUUCAAGUAGUGAAAGAAUGAAUGGACACAGAGAAGACAUAUUUACCAAGGAAAUUAUGGUAGCAACAGCUCCACUCGUGACACUGCAUGAAGGUGCAUUUGAAGAUCAGCCUAAUAAAUACCAGGCACCUGAACAAAAUGCUGUGUAUGAUCUGAACAGCUGCAUUAAGGAAAUACUUCAGGACUUGAAUAAGACUGAGCAAGAAUUCUUCCCAAGCAAUGAAGAUCAGAGUGAAGCCUCAGCAAGUUCUAAUGUUCCAGACCUGCCAACAAAAGAAGAAUAUCACACAAACAAAGUUAUAUGAAGUAUACAGAAUGAAGAUCAUGAGGGAAACCUGCAGAGCAGACCUAAAGUGGACGUUGAAGACUUUCCCUCUGCUCCUGGAACCACCUCUGGCUUUUAAAGAAGUGUUUUAUAUGGUUGUGAAGAUGGCGGAGAAGUCUUGAUCAGCCUCUUCAUUUUACUAUUAGAAAGGUUGCUGUCUUUACAGUUGGUUUUCUUAUAUUCAGUGUGUCAUGUAUACUAGAUGACAUUACUUGCAGUGAUAUUCAUAGUCAGGCUCAGACCGACCCACAGGGGAACAGGUGGCCCACCUCCUGGCACAGUAAACUGCACUACAUAUAGAUACAACAUCUCAACCAGACUAUGUUCAUAUAAAAACUGGGUAGAUUAUUUAAAGGGGUUUUGCAGU